AUGUUGUUUGAAUCUCUAAACUGCUGCAGUAUUUUUUUUCAAUUAUUUUUUUUUUCAAUAAAUGUUUUUACUUUACUUCCAUACGCACCGUAUGUAAUCGUUUGCGAACUUCUACUAAUAAUGCUAUUUGCACCAAUUGAGGCAGUUCGUUUGUUCUGGGGUCGUAAAGGAAACCUGACGGAAACACCGGCAUAUAUAUCGUUUUCAAUGCUCAUUAGUAUACCAAUUAUAGCAAUGUGUGUUUAUUGGGGGUUUUUUCAAAGUUAUGUUUUACUAGUCGAAUUUGUUUUCGUCGUUAUAGAGGGAGUCCUGGUAAUUGUGGAACUUUUGCUUGGUAUUAUAGCUGCUGUAUCAAUGUCAAGGUACAGUUUAUAA
Enterobius vermicularis (human pinworm) is the source of this 375-nucleotide messenger RNA. Lineage: Eukaryota; Metazoa; Nematoda; Chromadorea; Rhabditida; Oxyuridae. The record is from the annotation of a GenBank genome assembly.